This is a messenger RNA of Cynara cardunculus var. scolymus (artichoke), 1674 nucleotides long. Its product is annotated as protein trichome birefringence-like 3. The record is from RefSeq and is a predicted model, not a curated record. Bases 63 to 1355 code for a protein of 430 amino acids. Lineage: Eukaryota; Viridiplantae; Streptophyta; Magnoliopsida; Asterales; Asteraceae. Gene Ontology annotation, cellular component: Golgi apparatus. Gene Ontology annotation, molecular function: O-acetyltransferase activity. The transcript is spliced from 6 exons.
CAAAAUUUUGAGCUUCCAUCAAGUUUUUGAGACAUAAACAUAUAAAGACAACCGACGUCCUCAUGGGCAUCGUUGCGAAACCUCCUCGUUUCAAGAUCCCGCUUUCGGUCAUCACCGUCUUCGUUUUUUCAUUCACGUUUAUCGUUCUAUUGUACACCGAGAGAAUCAACUUGUUGUCGUCCUCUGUGUUCAAGUCCAAAUCAUGUGCGAAAAGGGGUUAUUCCAAGUACAUAAGGAAGCCGUUCGAAGAUGAAAAAAACAGUACGAAGGAUGACAAAUUUAAGUCGAUUAUAGAUGAUAGAUUCAUCUUCGACCCAGAUGAAUGUAAUGUUGCUCAAGGGAAAUGGGUCUAUAAUCGCUCAUUCAAGCCUUUGUAUACCGACCUUUCUUGCCCAUAUCUCGAUCGGCAAGUGUCGUGUGUUAAGAACGGAAAGCCGGAUUCCGAUUACCGUCGAUGGGAGUGGCAACUCGAUGACUGCGUCCUUCCAAGAUUCGACGCAAGACUCGCACUUGAUAGAAUCAGAGGAAAGAGGAUGAUGUUCGUCGGAGAUUCCUUACAAAGAGGGCAAUGGCAAUCUUUUGUUUGUUUGGUUGAAUUUCUUGUACCGAAGGGUCAGAAAUCAAUGCGAAGAGGACGAGUUCAUUCGGUCUUCAAAAUAAAGGAUCACAAUGCGACGAUCGAGUUCUAUUGGGCACCAUUUCUGAUAGACUCAAACACAGAUGAAAAAAUAAUAGGAGAUCCAAAGAAGAGAAUACUCCGUGUUGAUUCCAUCGAAAAACAUGCCAAACAUUGGGUAGGAGUUGAUGUUCUCGUUUUCAAUACUUAUGUUUGGUGGAUGACUGGUUCGAAAAUCAGAUCCCUAUGGGGUUCAUUUGCAAAUGGCGAAGAUGGUUCAGAAGAAUUAGAUGCAGCGGUUUCUUAUAGAAUAGCAUUGAAGACAUGGGCAAAUUGGGUUGACUCAAAUGUCGAUCCGAACAAAACUCGUGUCUUCUUCACCACUAUGUCACCUACUCAUCAAAGGAGUGCGGACUGGAACAACAAAGGAGGUAUCAAAUGCUUCAACGAAACGAAACCAGUCACAAAAAGAGGACACUGGGGUACUGGUUCUGACAAGAGGAUAAUGAGUGUGGUUGCUAGUGUCGUGGGAAAAAUGAAAGUUCCAGUGACGUUCAUCAACGUAACACAACUAUCAGAAUACAGAGUAGAAGCCCAUUCGUCGAUUUACACAGAAAUGCAAGGCAAAUUGUUGACAGAUGAGCAAAAAGCCGACCCCUUCAAAUUCGCAGAUUGCAUACAUUGGUGUUUGCCAGGAGUUCCUGACACUUGGAAUCGAAUAUUACUUGCAAAUUUGUAAAAGUAAAGUAAAAAAUAAUCGGAUAAAAGAUACGAAUUAAAAUUUCAGCAGUAAAUACUUAAUAUGCUUGUUGUAAAACAUAAAAAUUUUACAACAAUUUUAUGCAUAAUUUAAGUAAUUACUAUUGAAUCUUUUGAAACAAACAUGUUAAUUACCAAAAGCACAAAUGUUGUUUUUUUUGUUUUUUUUACUUUUUAGUGUUUCCUAGCCAUUUAAGCAUGCAUAGGUUUGUUGGAUUAGAUGUGGAUUGGUAUUCUCGUGAGUGAAGGGUAACAAAGAAUUCAUUGUAAAUGUAUUAGAAGGGUACUCGCAUAAUAUA